Colletotrichum tamarilloi is the source of this 691-nucleotide messenger RNA. RefSeq lists its product as uncharacterized. The record is from RefSeq and is a predicted model, not a curated record. The transcript has a single exon. The annotation marks the transcript as partial. NCBI's taxonomy places the organism in Eukaryota, Fungi, Ascomycota, Sordariomycetes, Glomerellales, Glomerellaceae.
AUGGGCUGUAAUCCAUCGAGACCUCUCAAUGGCUCACAGACAGACGUAGACCAGAACCUGUCCACGCACUUUCCGCUCACCGUAACUCGUCCGCCUGGAUACUCAUACAAUGAGCACAACGAAGCGUGUCGCCUUCUACGGCCUUGGGCUGUGCGAGGCGCAAAGUCCCGCAGCUUCAUGUUCGUUGUUCAUGUCAUCAAUAAUAGUUUGCUAGAUAGGUCGCAAGCACUUGCCCAGAUCAGGCUGCUGAGCCACUUGCAACAGCUCGCAUACAUCCAUAAGCUUCAGGUUUUGGUCAAGUGCCUGGACUACUUAUCUGAUACCGAUAAUGACCCAUCCGCGGCGGACGAGAAACGACUCUAUCAGGGCAUGCUAGCAGCGCGAUCCAAGACAGAAAUGAUCCGUCUGUGGGACGACAGACCGCCGCCGGCUAGUUCUCCGAGCCCCGAAGAAACCACAACUGCCGAGCAUCGCAUCAGCGCCGUCAUCGACCACGUUCGACAUAGUCGGGAUGUAGGCGACGUAGAUAUCAAACACCAAGUAGAACCAGAGAUCGUUGUCGCCCUCUCUCGUUUUGCCAAGAGCUGGAGCCUGGACGACUUCAUGGAUGCGCACGAAAAGAUCAUGGGCGAGCCGCCGACGUUGCAUGCGGCUGGCAUCUCGAAGCUCCAGGCCCAGUUCAUACUGCAAG